Molecule: messenger RNA, 273 nt
Organism: Dibothriocephalus latus
Lineage: Eukaryota; Metazoa; Platyhelminthes; Cestoda; Diphyllobothriidea; Diphyllobothriidae
Source: the annotation of a GenBank genome assembly
CAGGCCCACCGUACGUCUCGGCGCAGGUGGGCUAUCAAUCGGCUUGCCUCCAGACUCUCGCCUGACAUGGAUACCCUCUUCAUUGACUACGAGGCACGGGUGCGCAUUUUGGAGGAGCUCGGUUUUCUGGAUAAGGAGAAGCGAAGCGGUUGUCUCACGCUUAAGGAAGAACUUGACAUGGGCGUCAGCACAGUGGCUGUUGAGAAUGGAGACAAAUAUACGCGCACCACACAGGUGCUGGUCAAUAGCCAUGCGCUAACAUGUCCUCUGUGA